Molecule: messenger RNA, 1605 nt
Organism: Triticum turgidum subsp. durum (durum wheat)
Lineage: Eukaryota; Viridiplantae; Streptophyta; Magnoliopsida; Poales; Poaceae
Source: the annotation of a GenBank genome assembly
AUGUUUGUGCUCCAUGAGCUUCUGCAACUAUGUGCAAAGAGGAGGUCCCUCCUGGUUGGGAAAAGCUGCCAUGGGCUAGCCAUUCAUUUUGGUCUGGUAACAGAUACUGUCACAUGCAAUAUUCUAAUCAACUUGUACACAAAAUGUGGUCGGAAUGAUUGCGCUCGUCAUGUUUUUGAUGCAAUGCUUGCCAGAAGCACAAUCUGUGCAUGUGCUGCAAAAUAUGCUAUCAAUGAUUGCAAGCAAUUACACGCCAUUGCAAUCAAGCUUGCAUUGGACGUAAACAGCUUUGUUGGGACAGCGAUUCUAGAUGUUUAUGCAAAAUGUAACAUGAUUAAGGAUGCCUGCUGGGUUUUCGAGAAGAUGCCUGAUAAAACUUUAGUUACAUGGAGUUCAUUGUUUGCAGGAUAUGUGCAGAAUGGCCUUCACGAAGAAGCAUUAUGUUUAUUUCGGAAUGCGCAAAGGGAAGGAGUAAAAUUGAGUGAAUUCACUCUCUCUGCUAUCAUUAGCGCAUGUGCAAGCUUAGCAUUGAAAAUUGAAGGGACACAACUGCAUGCAGUUAUUGUGAAAUGUGGUUUUCAUGGGAACUUCUUUGUGGCAGCAUCUCUUGUGGAUGUGUAUGCAAGGUGUGGCCAGAUUGAAAAAUCUUACGCACUAUUUGCUUAUAUGGAACAGAAGAAUGUUGUCAUAUGGAAUGCAAUGAUUGCUGGUUUUUCGAGGCAUGCCCAUUCUUGGGAAGCUAUGAUUCUCUUUGAGAAAAUGCACCAGUUAGGUAUUUUUCCGAACGAAGUUACCUAUCUCUCCAUGUUGUCAGUGUGCAGUCAUGCAGGUUUAGUUGAAGAGGGUCGCCACUACUUUAACCUGCUAAUGUCUGAUCAGACUGUUGAACCUAAUGUCCUUCACUAUUCUUGCAUGGUUGAUGUUCUGGGUCGAUCUGGGAAGACUGAUGAGGCCUGGGAAUUGAUUCACAAAAUGCCAUUUGAACCAACUGCUUCUAUGUGGGGAUCUUUGCUAGGGUCAUGCAGGAACCACAACAAUAGUGGGUUAGCCAGAAUAGCUGCGGAACAGCUUUUCCAACUUGAGCCUGACAAUGGAGGGAACCAUGUUUUGCUCUCAAAUGUAUAUGCUGCCAGUGGGAACUGGGAGAAUGUUCUAAUGGCAAGGAAAUAUUUGAAGGAUAGUGGUGCAAAGAAAGAAAUUGGCAGGAGUUGGAUUGAAGCAAAGGGCAAAAUCCAUGUCUUUGUUGUUGGAGAGAGAAAGCACCCAGCAAUCACUGAUAUCUACAAUAAGUUGGAGGAAAUUUAUCACGAUAUGAGAAAAUUUGCUCACAUGACCAAAAUAGAAUGCGAUCUGCAUGAUGUUCAUGACGACCAAAAAGAGGAGCUGCUUAAACACCAUAGUGAGAAGUUAGCACUUGCUUUUGGGUUAAUCAGCUUGCCUCCUAAUAUACCAAUUAUAAUACACAAGAACCUUAGGAUAUGCGGGGACUGUCAUUCAUUCAUGAAGGUUGCAGCCCAUAUUACUGAACGUCUAUUCAUUGUCAGAGAUGUCAAUAGAUUUCACCAUUUUAAGGAUGGCUCAUGUUCUUGUGGGGACUUUUGGUGA